Solanum lycopersicum (tomato) is the source of this 421-nucleotide messenger RNA. RefSeq names its product probable histone H2A.3. Gene Ontology annotation, molecular function: protein heterodimerization activity; DNA binding; structural constituent of chromatin. Gene Ontology annotation, cellular component: nucleosome; chromatin. Gene Ontology annotation, biological process: heterochromatin formation. The record is from RefSeq and is a predicted model, not a curated record. NCBI's taxonomy places the organism in Eukaryota, Viridiplantae, Streptophyta, Magnoliopsida, Solanales, Solanaceae.
AUGGUCGGUAAAGGGAAAAACCUUGGUUCAAAUGCUAAAAGGAGAUCUCAUAGCAGCAAAGCAGGUCUCAAAUUUCCAAUGGCUCAUAUUGCCCAAUUCCUCAAAGUCGGGAAAUAUGCCAAACGUGUUAGUGCCGGAGCACCGGUAUUCCUCGUUGCUGUGCUUGAGUACCUUGCAGUUGAGGUUCUUGAAUUGGCUGGAAUUGCAGCGAGGAAUGAGAAAAAGACUCGUAUCACUCCAAGGCAUAUUCAAUUAGCUAUUAGGUUUGAUUAGGAGUUGUAUCAAUUUCUUAGAGAUGUGACCAUUCCGAAUGGUGGUUUUAUUCCAAAAAUUAUGAAAUUUUGCUGCCUAACAACAAUAGUAACACUUCAAAGGCUGUUGUUCUUGUUGCUCAGGAGGGAGAGAAUUAGACUGAUUAUUC